UGUAACCAUGGCAACUGGCAAGCUAGGAGUCAAAGCAGUUGUUUGAUCCCCAGCAGAUUCCGUAAGGAUCAACCCACCCUUCCUCUCUGUAUUCUAAUCUGCUCCUCAGUUUAGAUUGUGUUCUCUUUAUAGCCGUAGCUUGUGCGUCGAUGCUGCUUUAUGUUACCUUACUCUUAUGUGAAUUGCGGACAACAGAAUUACAGCAACGUCGUGGGAUUACUAAGGAUCAGGGCUAUGUUUUUUAUGCUAAUAUUAUUAGAGUUGUAUGAUUUUCCUUGGCAGUGUUCACAGGUUAGGAAUUUUACAUUUGUAUGAACAGCUCUUUUCAACAACUGCAAAGGGACAUAGGACUUUGGAAGAAGCUUCUUUGUAUAUUAAGUUGGAAGCAAACAACCUGAGCUAACUAUUCUUCCCUCUAAUGGAUCAUUUUCCAGACUGAAUGCGCUUUAUAAAUUAGUAACUAUCUUAAGCCACAUGUUUCAUUUGUUCCGGUACUGUCAGAUGGGCAUUCGGAAAGAUGUCAGUGUGCAAGAAGCAGUCUGUUAUGACUGUGACUGAUAAGGAGAGAGGGGAAGUCAUUGCAGAGCCACUUCAACAUUCAAGAAAAAAUGGUUGGAGUUGGCCCCUGCACCUGCUGCAGCUUGUUGCCUGGUGCACCUUUCUUUUCUUUGCUAUCAUUGGAUUUGGAAUCUUGGUCCCUCUUUUGCCACAGCAUUGGCUGGCAGCCGGUUACAUUUGUACUGGAGUAAUGUUUACUUUCCACUGUGUUGUCCACUUUCUGGCUGUUACCAUUGAUCCUGCUGAUGACAAUGUGCAGGCUAAGGGCUCUCAUGGCCCUCUACCAGUGUUUGAUCACAACAAGCAUGCUCAUGUUAUUGAAAACAUGCAUUGUUAUAUCUGUGAGGUGGAUGUGGGUCCCAAGUCAAAGCACUGCAGUAUAUGCAAUAAAUGCGUCAGUAAUUUUGAUCACCACUGCAAAUGGCUGAAUAACUGCGUGGGAGAAAAAAACUACUGGCUGUUUUUCAAUUGCCUGAUUUCUGCAUUCUUGGGUACAUUUCUGCUCAGUACAAUAUCAACAUAUGUGUUUGUUGAAUACUUUGUUGAUCCAGCAAUGUUGAGAACCAGCCAGCAGUUUGAAGCAAUACAAAACCUCUCGGACGUCUGGUUCGUUUUCCUUCCCUCUGCCCCAGUGGAGACAAAAGCCCCUGCAAUACUUGCCUUAGCAGCAAUUGUGUCUGUCAUGGGUCUCAUCACAAUAUUGCUGAUUGGACAACUGCUUUGCUUUCAUGUCUACCUUUUGUGGAACAAACUCAGCACUUAUGAGUAUAUAAUGCACCAGCGUCAGAAGCAAGAAAUGAAAUCAAACAGUCGGCAUAAUGAAGACGGCGAGAAGUCUUUGGCAGGCCAUCCUCCGUUGCAGGAGGAGAGCUUUGGAGGAAGUCUUAUUUAUACAAACCCAGAUGUUCAGAUAGAGGGUCCUUCAUCCAGGUCAUUAAAGAGAGAUUGCCCUAUGCUAGCCAGUCAUGACGAUAAUGCAGAUGAUUCAAACACACGCCCUUCAUUAAGUGUGGAGAAGAAGCCAAGAAAGAAGAAGAAAAAGAAAAGAAAAAAAUCUAAUAGAGUUACGCCAGAAGCUCCCAAAUGCCAUUUUGUGGAUGGACAUAGUCCCCGUGUGCUUCUACCACCACCCCAUGCAGAUCAUCUUGUUUCUUCUACACCUUCCACUUUGGCUGUACCAAUGCCUGCUUUUUCAUCCCGUUUAUUACCUGUUUUGGCUCCCAUCAAUGGCCAUCUGAUCCAAGCUGCUGGUCCACCUGCGGAAUACCACUCCGACUCUGCAGAGUCAAUGGAGGAAAUCCCCGUGGCCCAGACUCAUCUUGGGAGCUCUUCCAUGAGUGAAAAUCUCUUUUACAGCCAGCAAAAUCCCAAAGGGUUGGGUGUUAAAUUUGAGCAGAGACAGAGUUACGUGUUGCCACAUACUAUGCACCAGAAGUUUGAACUCCGUCCUAAAGUUCCCUCAAUUUUUGUCAGUGAGAGUAGUGGAGCACCUUUGGCCAAUGGACUUCAGGCAGAAUCAAAAAUGCAGAACAAUCAUUCUGUGUUGUACAACAAAAUGUGGGUGGCAAAGGGUAAAGAAGGGGAGCAGGUUCUCUCCAUGGCUAAUGCAGAAUAUUUAACUAUUAGUAAUGGAAAUGCAUUAGCCUAAUAAUUCUUUUUUUUUAAUUAAAACAUAAUUUAACAUAUACUUUAUUCUUAAUAAAAUACUUUUUGUACUGAA
This is a messenger RNA of Xenopus tropicalis (tropical clawed frog), 2278 nucleotides long. It is a transcript of the gene zdhhc1, whose product is annotated as zinc finger DHHC-type containing 1. The transcript has 13 exons. Lineage: Eukaryota; Metazoa; Chordata; Amphibia; Anura; Pipidae. The coding region runs from base 518 to 2206 and encodes 562 amino acids. Gene Ontology annotation, molecular function: palmitoyltransferase activity; acyltransferase activity; protein-cysteine S-palmitoyltransferase activity. The record is from RefSeq and is a predicted model, not a curated record. Gene Ontology annotation, cellular component: membrane.